AUGUCGAAUACGCCCCAGAAUAUAUAUGGUAUCAAUAAUUCAGCAGACGCUUACUAUGGGACACUUUUCUCGCACUUGUCUUAUGGAAUGGGUGAGGGCAAUGGAGUAAACUCAGCUACAACCCCAAAUGCAGAAAAUGCAGCUGCGGCUGCUGCCGCUGCAGCCUUGGCAGCAGUGGCUUCUGGAAGAAACGAUUGGUCUAAUACUGAUGGUUAUAACGCUGUUUCGAACAUGAUGAAUAAUAUGCGUACACAUCCAUCAAUGACAGCUUGUUCAAAUUCUGGGGAUUUAUCCGAGUCUUGUAAUAUUCCAUCCAGUUCUUUAUCAUCACCUUAUGCUGCGACUUUGCUGGCUGCAGUUGCUGCAGCAGCAGCUGCAGCUUAUCCACUUCCUCAGGGUGCCGCAAAUGCCGUUUCUGGCCAAACAGGUCGGUCUUUCUUGCCCAAUCCCUCAAUGAAUAAUAGAGCAGCUGAUUUCACAACCAUGUACUUUGGUUCUUCCACAAGACCAUCUGUUACUAAUGCUAACCAACUUAAUGGGCUUCUUGGUAACCUACCUAAUUGGCCUUUCACUGUUCCUCCAACUCACUAUCCAAACUCUUCAUUUAUAGACAGACCUACUGGUGCAGUCGUUCCUUUUGAGGGCUGGGCUUCUUCAAAUGGUCAACAAUUAACGUUGUCGCCUUGUGGUGAAAAUGAUACAAUCAAUCACUUUGGUCAAGGUCCAUCCGAAGCAAAUAUGCCAUCUAAAGACCCACAUACAUAUUAUACAUCGUCGAAUAUAGGAGAUGCUGUUUUCGCACCACCUGCAUCCUAUUCUCAGCAGCAACAGCAAUGUACUACUGAAGACCCUGGUGUUUCAUUCAUCUACCAUCAUCCGAAUUCAAAAGCUGCCUAUCCGUUUUCAUCUCAAGGACCUCAGUCACAUCUUGUAAAUGGAUUGCCUGGUAGUGCUGCUAAUAUGUUGGAUCCCUAUGCUUCAGUAAAUCAGUGCCAAACAAUCUCACAACAUCUGAUCGAUGAAUUCGGUCGACUAAAUGUUGGAUGUGGUGUCGAAACAGCAACUUGUAGUGAUAAUGGACUAAAUCAGUUGCAUGUCCCGUUUUAUGAAACCUCAGUUGUUGGAAAUGGAAGUAAUGUUCAGUUACAUAAUACUUCAGUGACACAAUGGUCUCAUAUGAAAGAAAAUAACGGAAUUAGUAAUAGCAUGUGUUCUAUGGAUAAGUCCGAUAAUAUAUCCAGAUCACAAUCCAAUCCAAGUAGUUAUCCAGCAAGCAGAUUAUCUACUUCAGCGAGUAACAGACCUGCAACAUCAGUUAUUGCUACAUCUGUCAAUAAUUCACCACGUACUAAAACUUGGGCUAAUAUAGCAGGACAACCACCCAAAGGGUCAGCUGCAGUUAUUCAAAACUCUGUAGGAUGGUCAGCGAAAAGAUCUCAUCCUCACAAUCCAACAGCUGUAAACAGGUCUUUCCAAACUUCUACUGGGAACUAUUCAGUUGGUAGGGCUAAUUCUUUGAUGGCAAAUGCUUCGUGUAAUAAUGGGCAUUUAACACAACAAGACAGAGUUAAUACUGCGGACCAGUCAGGAAAUGUUCGUUCUUUAGCGGAAUCUAAUUCUGAGUUAAAGAGUACUUCAAAUAACGGUAACCAUUCUGCAGAUAAUUCAACAUCCCUACUUACUUCAGAUGGAUCUGCACAAGCUUUUCAACGUGAGUCGGAAGCGCUGCACCAACGUUUGGCUAAGGUAAUUAACCCCAAUGAUUUCGACACACACAUAGAAAAGGCCAGAUUCUUUGUAAUCAAGUCGUUUUCUGAAGAUGAUAUUCAUCGUUCUAUAAAGUAUUCUAUCUGGUGUUCAACAGAACUAGGCAACAAGAAGCUUGACACAGCGUUUGCGGAGGCCAAUCAUGCCUAUCCAAUAUAUUUAUUUUUUUCAGUCAAUGGAUCUGGACAUUUUUGUGGGAUGGCUGAAAUGGUUUCUCGUGUUGACUAUAAUGCUAGAGCUAGUGUUUGGGCUCAAGAUAAAUGGCAAGGUAAAUUUUCGGUUCGAUGGAUAUUUGUAAAAGAUGUUCCUAAUACGGCAUUGAGACAUAUUCGAAUUGAGACAAAUGAUAAUAAACCAGUAACUCACUCUCGUGACACUACAGAACUUCCCUUAGAACGAGGUAAACAAGUAAUGGAAGUACUUGCCACAUAUUCACAUACAUUGUCUAUUUUCGACGAUUUCUUUUAUUAUGAUCAACGAGAAAGACAAGAGGGAUUUCGUCGUAAAGAAUUCAAUACGCGAAGAGGUUGA
Schistosoma spindalis is the source of this 2298-nucleotide messenger RNA. The record is from the annotation of a GenBank genome assembly. Lineage: Eukaryota; Metazoa; Platyhelminthes; Trematoda; Strigeidida; Schistosomatidae.